Messenger RNA from Prorocentrum cordatum, 6825 nucleotides. NCBI's taxonomy places the organism in Eukaryota, Dinophyceae, Prorocentrales, Prorocentraceae. The record is from the annotation of a GenBank genome assembly.
AUGCGGUGGUUCGGGCGGUACAGCCCUGACGAGAAGGCCCUGAGCCGCGCGAGCCCGGCCGUGCUGGCUGGCUGCGCAGACCUCAAGUCCGAGGACGACGUCCUCUUCCUGGAGCGCCUGCCGAGCUUCAACGGCACGCUCGGGCCGACCGACAGCGAGCUGCUGCUCACCUACCUGACCGCUCCGUACCUGCGGGUGCCAUUGUUGCUUGGAUUCUUCGCCGAACGCCACCGCAUCUCCCUGCUGCGGGAGCCGCAGCUCCAGGCGAUCCUGGACGCCGCGCUCUUCGAGCCGGGACCCUGGCAGUCCGAGCGAGACGAGGCCAAAGGCCCCCCGACGAUGGUGCCGGCUCCUGACCGCAGCCACUUGGGCACGCCCGCGGGCCUCCUCUUCAACGAGCUGCUGAAGGCCCCGGGCCCGGUCCUCGAGGCGCUGCUCUGCAUGCUGCGCGUGGCGGUCGAGAAGGACGCCGGCAGGCCCGACUCUGCGAACGAGGGCCUCAUCCUGUAUUUGGUCAGGCUCGCCGUACGGGUGGAGGCAUACCUCGCGUUCCUCCUCGAGCGCGGCGGGCACGGCGAGACUGCGGGGCGCAGCGGUGCGGGCCCCCUGGCCUUCCUGCGCGGGCUCGCGGGGGCGGCGAGCGAGAGGCUGCAGGCGGAGCUGCAGGCGGCCCGCGCGGCGCUCCGCCGCGAGCUCCAGGGAGACGUGCUCCACAUGCUGCGCGGCUGGGUGUCCUAUGCGGCGGUGGCCAGCCGCCGCGCGCGUCUGCUGCCCGCGGCGUGCCGCGCGCACGCGCACCUGGCCCUGCUGUUCCGCAGCGUGGCGCCGGAGAAGCUGGGUGCCCAGGAGGUGUCCCGCUGCCUCUCCGCGCAGGUGUUCCUCGGCUUCAACCACCGCUGGCAGGACACCGACAGCAAGGACGCGGAGGAUCGCCUCGGUGUGGGCGAAGUCGAGCUGUUCGAGGCGUUCGAGGCCAAGCGGAGCGGAUUAACCCAGUGGCUCCGCGACCGCGCUGGCCCCGAGGCGGACGAGGUGCUCGAUCAGGUGGAGCAGGUUGUCACGCUGCCGAGCGGAACCGAGGCCGGCGCCGCGAGCCCAGAGGCGCCGGUCACGCCGUCGGCCCAGGCCAAGCGGUGGGUCGAAGCAGGGUCGCAGCAGGGCGACUUCGUGCCGAGCCGGGAGGCGGCCCCGCCGGGGUGGUUCAAGCCCCGGCCCGAGGAGGCGUUCCGGCCAUGGAUGAAGCGGGUCACCCAGGGCCCACCGGGUAGCAGCAGGCAGGUGUCCCUCAACCUGGGCCAGUACGGCUCGAGGCAGGAGGGCCUGGAGCUGCUGCCCGUCUGGGUGCUCCGGUCCGAGGACUACGUGCAGGCCUUUGGCAGGACCGACGCGCACUGCGUCGAGCGCGAAGUGGCAACCGAAAGGGUGUGGAAGGAAUUGGUUGGCCAUGGCCACUCCCUGCAGCUCUGGGAGCCUGAUACUCGCGGGCUCAGUGGCGACGCGAUGGCGCAGCCGUGGCUCUCCGACCGCAGGUACGGCCCGAGUGAGCUCAGGAGGGACGAGGCCUGGGUACGUGACAUCCUCGAGCCUAUCCGGGCCAGCGUGCCAUCCAUCGGUGACAUUCCACUCUACGUGAAAGGUAGGAUCCCGAAUGGACCAGACGCGGAGGUCACACUGAUGGGUGUGGUGGGGGAUGACGGCCGAGGAAGCCAUCCGGCAGGGCAGCUCAAGGAGAUUCGCGUGCAGCGCUCCCCAGCACUCGUGGAAGUAUACAACGUGGUGGAGUACGGCCGCCAGUUUUAUCGAACGCUUGUCUUCACCUCAAAUGCCAUGUGGUCUUUCUACACGCCAAGCACUGGGGAGCUGCUGCUCUACAGCGCGUCCACCUCGAGCUCCACUCUGGCUGCAGGCGAGGCUGGCGCAGUGGCGGAGGCUGCGAGGAGCGUGCUGGUCCUGCGGAGGCUGGACGACAGGCUCUCGAAGCAGCUGCACGUGCCGGCGCGCUUCCUCCGGGGCCUGCUGCCGGAAUGCCUCCUGGAACGGUACACGUUUUGGCGCUGCGAGGCUGGCAGCCUGGCAGGGUGCAUCGUGGGCGACGAGCGCGACGGGGCAUGCGACAGUCCAACGAGGGUGACCUUGUCGAUCAAGCGGGCAAAGGACGGCGUCGCCGCCGCGGCCACCAUUCGGCGCUGUGCGCUCGUGGCGCCGCCAGAGCACGUCGGUCCCCGCGGCCGUGUACCAAUUGCGCUCUGGCCAGAGGACCCCGCCUCCAAGCCUGGGGUGCUGGUCAAUCUGCAGCGGGGUGCCCACAAGCUGAUGCACUUGCUGGCUAGGCUAGACAACCUCUCGCACGUGCUCGCCUGGACCAGCGACGACGGAGGCGGCCUGCUACGUGUGGAGUUCCCGCGUCUCCGUCUCUCCUUCACGCGCAGGAAUGACCAGCUCCAUUGCGACCAGCACCGCGGGUUCUGGCUGAUGGACCGGACGUGCCUGGCCGCCACUGAGCGGCUCCUGGCGCAUUGGGGCGGCGGCACUUUGCUUCUUGUGAACGUCGCCGGCGAGAUGAUCGUCCUUGCCUCUGCCGUGGCCGAGCCGAUACGCCCACGCCUGGGCGACUUCGGGGAGGGUCUGCUGCCCUGCAGGCUGGUCCUCCGGCGCGGCGACCCUGGCUGGGUAUCGAACCUCGAGGAGGGCUGCCGGCACUACUACUACCGCGUCCACCCUGCAGGGACCUUCGCGCUGGCGCCGACCCUGGCCGCGGGGCUGUACCUCCUCCUCUGCCGCUUCUUCACCUGGCACUUCGCCGAGAUCGUCGCGAUGGCCCGGACGGUGUCGGAGGUCGCCAGCAGCGAGGAGCGGCAGCUCUGGGACCGCCUGCACCUGCUGGCCGCCGCCCCCUACCACGCGGACGCGGUGGCCUGCUGCCUCCACCUCGCGGACGCCACUGCGCCCUUCACCGCCGAGGAGCCCGACGCGGUGUCCUGGGACCUCAGGCGGCUGCUGCUGGAGUACGUGCGGAAGCGGCACCUCGUGUCCGCGGACUGCGCGCUGCCGCGCGAGCGCGAGCUGGCCCUGCUGGACUCGCUCCUCCAGGGAGCCUCCAGCCAGGCGGUGUCCCUCGAGCACCCGGUCGAGCUGGCGGCGCGGCGCGUGGUCCUGCAGGCGAUGCUGAGGGAGGCCUCCGAGGGCGGCGCCAGAGCGGCGUCGUCGUUGCAGGUUUCGGUCCCCAACCACCUGGGCCCGGGGACUGCCGACGCCGGCUUCGACCGCGUCGUGGACAGGUCCUUCACGGAGGACGCCCGGCUCCUCGAGAAGAUAUCCGCGACGGUUCAGGACGUGGCCUAUUCCCGCCCCGAGGCAUCCAACAUGCAGGGCACCGAGGCGAUCGGCUUCCUCGACGACCUCCUGUCCCCGGGCGCGAUUCUGACCAGCGUGCCCUUUGCACUUCUCUACGAGCUGUUCACGAAGACCCUCCGGGUCGAGGUCGUGGUGGGUGACGACGGCGCCGCGCUCGCCUCCAUCCUCCUCAGGGUCGUCGCCCAGGGCGCCACGAAGAGCACCAGCACCUCCGUCCUGAGGGCGCUGGAGCUCAACCCGGGCGUGUGCGACCAAAUGCCCAAGUGGGGCUCUGGCGACCUGAGCUGGAGCUUCGGCAUCGGGAGGUUCACGUUCGACAAGGCCUCCUCGUCCAAGCUGCAGAAGGCCGCCUGCCAGACGCUGAGACAGCUGCAGGGCUCGCUCGCCUGGCCGCGCGACUUCGGGAGCGUGCCCUCCGCGGCGAGCGAGGUGGUGGUGGCGGCCGACGUGGACCACAUCCGGCACUGGACCGCACCCCUGACCGCCGACGUGCGGUGCGCCAGGCGGGCGUUCGGCGCGCGGCAGGGCGUCGAGUUUGGCGGCAGGCCGCUGGAGGCCCUCGCGAGCAGGUACGCCGUGGUGGAGAGAGAGGAGAAGAGCGGACCUGCGCAGGGCGCUCUGGACACGCAGCGUGCGCUCGAGCAGCUCUCCAAGGACCCGCGACUGCAGUCCCCGAUCUGCAGGCAUUCUCUCGAGCGCUUGCUGCAUGAUCUGCAGCUGGUGAACAGUUCCCCGACGGCACAAGUGCACCUGGGCCCCCCACAGAAGCUCGCAGAGCGGGCGGCGUCUUUGUCAACCGAGCUGGCUGACCUGUGGGAGCAGGAUGCGCAACAGGUGCAGGAGAUGGUGCCACUCGUGGUCGAGGUAGCUCACAGUGGUAGCGCGCUGGCGACUUUGCAGCGGAAGGGCGGCUACCUCACGUUCGUCACCUUCAAUUCGUUGAUAGCCCUGCUGAUGGCAGAGGAGCCGGACGCAACCAGAGCCUUGCAGAAGGUGAACGCCACAAUGUCCGACGAGGAGGUUACGACGCUCUUCGAGAAGGUUGCCACCGUGCUCUGUCACACCGUGCGCAUGGGCCAGAUCUCACGGGCGCAGCAAGCUUUGAGGGACCUGCUCGACGAGCUCCACAGCGGCAGUGGCGAGCUGGCGCUGGGCCUGCGAGCCCAAGCGGCGGCGCAGCAGCUGUGCCUCGGGAGGCACUGCGCCAGCGCUGCAGCGGAGGACGGGAACCCAGCGGCCCGCCUGCAGAGGUUGGUGAGGGGCCGUGGCAGCUCUUCCGGGAGCGACGCAGUGCAGGUUUGCUACGAGCCGAGGCUGUUGGUCUUCGAGUUUCUCUUCAACGUCUUGCUCAGGAAGUCGCAGGUGAAGCUGCUGGACACGUUCAUGCGCUCCGCGGAGUCGGGCAAAUCGGUGUGCCACCAGAUGAUCAUGGGCGAGGGCAAGACGACCGUGAUCGCCCCGCUUCUCACGCUGCUGCUCGCCGACGGUAGUAGGCUGCUGUGCGCCUGCAUGCCCGCCUCGCUGCUCGACAUGUCGCGCUCUGCAAUGAUUGAGCGCUUCUCCUCGCCUGUGCUGCCACGCCCGGUUCUGACGCUGCGCUUCCACCGCCAGACCCUCGUGAGCUCCUCGUUGUGUGCCAAGCUGGAGGCCGCGCAAUGCAGCCGAGCGGCCGUAGUCGCGGCGCCAGCGUCGAUCAAGAGCGUGCUCCUGAGACAGGUGGAGCUCAUCCUGUCGUUGGGCGAGCUUCGCAAGCUGCGCUUGGCGGCGGAUGCAGGCGCGGCGGAGAGGGCAUUCUUCCGGCUGCCGGCCUGGCUCGGGGGCAGCAAAGGCGGUUCUUCGCCAGAGCAGUUUGGCGGCUUGGUGAACCGGCAGGAGAAGGCCAGGGCCGAGGAGGUGAGGGUCUGUGGACGGAUCUUGGCGCUCUUCCACAGGGGCGUGCUGCUGCUGGACGAGGUCGACCUGCUCCUGGACCCCCUCAAGAGCGAGCUGAACUGGCCCCUGGGCCAGAAGGUGCCCCUCGACCUCACGGACAUGGGCGCCGCAGCGAGGAAGCAGCAGGGGUUCCGCUACAGGCUGCCCUUCUUCCUGCUGGACGCCGUGUUGGCCGCGGCAGCUGGCCAGCCUGAGAGCGCGGUCUUCGCCGCGCGGAGGAAGGCGCAGGAGGCCCUGGUCCUCCUGACGCAGCGCAUCCGGGCCGGUCGCAGAGAGCUCCUGUUGCAGACCUCGCCGCACCUGGUGCUGUUCUCCAGGGAGCACUACGCCAGGGAGCUCCUGCCUCCCCUGGCAGACUGGACCGCCCCGUACGUCGAGGCACAUCUUGAGGGUGCGCUCGGCAGCGUGGACCUGCACCGCCUGCUGAAGCUCCGCGAGCCCGACGAGAGCACGCGGCAGGCGCUGCGAGGCGCGUCCGAACUUGCUCGAAAGAUUAUCAACCUGGCAAUCAGUUGGCUGCACACGCUGCUCCCUUACAUCCUGAGCAGGGUGCAUCGCGUCUCCUACGGGCUCCUCACGGGCUCGCACCUCGAAUCUGCUCGCGCGGGCGGCGGCUGCCCGCUCUCCCGCAGGCUGCUCGCCGUGCCUUUCGUGGGCAAGGACGUGCCGAGCGCCUCCUCCGAGUUCUCCCACCCCGACGUGACGAUCGGCUUCACCAUCAUGGCCUACCGCAUGAACGGGCUGCGCCAGGCAGACGCGCACAUGCUCCUGAGGGUGCUCCUCGACGAGAUGAGGGCCGAGAGCACCGUGCGGUACCACCGCCGCGCGGCCUGCCGGGCGUACGUGGACAUGGUCACCCGCGCCGGGGGCGUGGUGCGCGGGUUCACCGAGGACGGCCGCUGGAUGGCCGACCUGCAGGACGAGGAGCAGAGGCGGCGGCGGGACGCGCUCGCCAGGUCCGCCUCGCAGCGCGGGGCGGCGGCGGAGGAGGGGCAGCGGAGGGGCCUGUGGCCGCUGGAGCUGCUCGACCUGGCCGACCCGGAGCAGAUGGACGUCCUCUUCGGCCUGCUGGGGCGCUCUGCCCUGGCGGUGCAGUACCUGCUGGAGCACUACACCUUCCUGGCAGGGACGCUGGAGCGCCACGAGUCGCAGCUGUCGGCUUCGGGCCAAGAGCUGGCGGGGCCGCAGCUCUUCGGACGCUGCCUCGGCUUCAGCGGCACCCCAAACAACUUGCUGCCGAAGCCGAUGGGCCUCUGCGCGUACGCCCGGGGAGACGACGGCAGGGUCCUGUCGACGCUCAGCAAUGCCAGCGUCGUGUCGGUGCGUGAGCUGGGGCCUUGGUCUCCACAGAGCUUGCUGGACGAGGUGGCCGCGGCCACGAACGGCGCUGGGGGGCCGAGGUACCAAGCGUUAAUCGACACGGGCGCUCUCAUCACAGGCAUGACGAACUUUGAGGUCGCAAAGUAUCGAAGACAAGGGCCUCGCCGGGAUGGAAGGCGUCCUCUUCUUGAACGAGCGGGACGAAAGGAUGGUGCUUGA